Molecule: messenger RNA, 705 nt
Organism: Porites evermanni
Lineage: Eukaryota; Metazoa; Cnidaria; Anthozoa; Scleractinia; Poritidae
Source: the annotation of a GenBank genome assembly
AUAGAAAAAUUCUCGUCAACCCGCGAUGUUCCCAAAUCGUUCAGUGUUGCCACUGUUCGUAAAUUAGUUUAUGGUGCAUGGAUCAUAGGUUGUCUUUCUGUAUUGGCUCCUGCAGCAGUAAUGAGCGGUGUAAGAUCCAAUAUUAAUGCUACACAUUACACAGUGGUCUGUAAAAUCGAUAAAAACAAUCUUACUUACAGAGUAAUUGGACAGGGCUUUGGAUUGAUACAGUUCUUGAUACCAAGCAUUGUUUUGCUUUGUAUCAACCUCAUCAUAGUCAGAAGAGUAUGGAAAAGGCAAAGUAGAAGAAUUAACAUACAACGAGACAACGCCAUUAGGGUGGAAAUGAGAUCGUCUCAAAUCAGAGGAACAAAUCUUCUCAUUUUCUUUACUUUUGUUUCCAUUGUUCCUUAUUCAUUUUUUACUUGUUUCUCAGUCUACGUGAACUUUGCUAAACAUUCACUGAGUAAACUUGAGGCAGAUUUUAUAUUACGCUAUCUUGGAGGAGCGCUGUUCUUUUCGAGCAGCGCGAUAAAUUUUAUCAUGUACCUGGUUCAAAUGAAAAGUUUUCGGGUAUUCUUAAAGACCACUUUCUGUGGUAAGGGCACUGAUACUAACAAUAAAAACCAAUCCUUAGAAAACGGAGCUUGCGUGUAUACAAGGCACGAAGGAGGCCAAGUCUCAGUGAGGAUUAUGGCCGAAUGA